Colletotrichum truncatum is the source of this 894-nucleotide messenger RNA. Its product is annotated as mitochondrial 54S ribosomal protein uL1m. The record is from RefSeq and is a predicted model, not a curated record. Gene Ontology annotation, cellular component: mitochondrial large ribosomal subunit. Lineage: Eukaryota; Fungi; Ascomycota; Sordariomycetes; Glomerellales; Glomerellaceae. Gene Ontology annotation, molecular function: structural constituent of ribosome.
AUGGCGUCAACGACCCAAUGCAUGGCCUCGAUGGCCCGUCUGAGCCUGGCCAGCUCCGCAAGACCCAUGGCCUCUACGAUACCGCGGUUCCUCGUCCCUUCCGUCGCCCAGGCGCGAUGCGCGAGUAACCAGGGCGCCAAGAAGACGGAGAAGAAGAAGAAGAAGGUGUCCAAGGACUUUAAGGCCUACAACGUCAAGAACUGCCCUCAGUUCUCCUUGUGUGAUGCCAUGCGCUACCUGCGCGCCCACGAGGUCGGCCGCCCUCCUCAGUCCAUCAAGUACGAGAUCCACGUCCACCUCAAGACGCCACGAAACGGCGCCGUCGUGAAGAACCGCAUUCGCCUGCCGAACCCCGUCAAGUCGGACGUCCGUGUCGGCGUCAUCUGCGAGGAGGGUAGCGCCGUCGCUCAGCAGGCCCUGCAAGCCGGCGCCGUCGUCGCGGGCCAGGAGUCCGUUUUCGAGGCCAUCCGUAACGACCAGAUCUCCUUCAACCGUCUCAUCUGCCACACCGACAGCGAGGCUGCCCUCAACAAAGCCGCUCUGGGCCGCAUCCUGGGUCCCAAGGGUCUGAUGCCCAACCGCCGCAUGAAGACCAUCACCGACAACGUCGUGAGCUCCAUCCGUGAGACCAUGGGCGCCGACGACUACCGCGAGCGCCAGGGUGUUAUCCGCAUGGCCAUCGGCCAGCUCGGCUUCACGCCCAAGAUGCUGGCGUCCAACGUGAAGGCGUUUGUGGGCCACAUCAAGAACGACAUCGCCGAGCUCGACGGCACCUACAAGGAGGUCCACGAGGUUGUCCUCAGCAGCUCGCACGGCCCCGGCUUCAGCUUGAACGGAAACUUUGAUUCGACGGAUGAGAAGGUCACGCCUGCUCACCUGUCUGGCAUCAUGUAA